AUGUUGUGGUGCACAUCUGAUUGCUCUGAAAAGCUUGUUCAUGAGUUCCUCAGCACAGGACCAAUAACCAGAAACAAGAUGUUAAAAAACUGGGGUGUCAUUGGUGGGAUAGCUGCUGCCAUGGCAGCUGGAGUGUAUGUUCUGUGGGGCCCGACUACAGAGCGAAAGAAGCAAAAGAGAGGUAUGGUUCCAGGUCUGUUGAACUUGGGCAACACCUGCUUCAUGAACUCUUUGCUUCAGGGCCUAGCAGCAUGUCCUUCCUUCAUCAGGUGGCUGGAGAAGUUUUCAGGAACGUCUGAGGGUCAGCCAUGCAAAGACAAGCAACUAUCCAAGACUCUCCUUCGACUCCUUAGAGCCCUGUCCAGUGAUGACCCUGGAGAAGAAAAUGUACUUGAUGCGGGAUGCCUACUGGAUGUUCUCAGACUGUACCGGUGGCACAUUAGUUCAUUUGAAGAGCAGGAUGCCCAUGAGCUGUUUCAUGUCCUUACAUCUUCUCUGGAGGAGGAGCGAGAUCGCCAACCCAGUGUCACUCACUUGUUUGACAUGCAGUUUCUUGAGAGUCUCCCUGAACUAGAUGAGAAGACUAUGAGUUGCAGAGGUCGAGCCCCUCUUCAUCCCAUACCAAGUCCUUGGAAGUUUCAGCAUCCUUUUCAUGGUCGUUUAACAAGCAACAUGUCCUGCAAGCACUGUGAACAGCAAAGUCCAGUGCGAUAUGACUCAUUUGACAGCCUGUCGCUAUCCAUACCAUCACCACAGUGGGGUCGGCCUGUUUCCCUAGACCAGUGUCUUCAAUAUUUCAUCUCUUCAGAAACCAUCAAAGAAGUAGAGUGUGAAAACUGCACAAAGCUCCAACAAGAGUCCAUUGUGAAUGGGCAAGUUUUGGAGAGCCAGAGAACAACAUUUAUCAAACAGCUUAAACUUGGAAAGCUCCCCCAGUGCCUCUGUAUCCACCUUCAGAGACUGACAUGGUCCAAUGAAGGAACCCCAAUCAAAAGACAAGAGCAUGUACAGUUUGCAGAGUACUUGUCUAUGGACCGCUACAAGCACAAUGUCACCAUCCAGAGAAUUCAGCGGAUCAAGUGCUCCUUCAAACCCAUUAAGACAGAGAAUUCGGAGGAGUCCACUGACAAGCCCAACUCCAUUGGCAUCGACACAGAGCACCAUAACAACAACAAACCUCUGUCCAAUGGAACCUGUUCGUCUGUCUUUCUCCACUCUCCUGGAGUGAGCUCUCAGCUCAACUUUACAUAUGACUACAGUUCCUCAGAGUACCUUUUCCAGCUCAUGGCGGUGCUUGUCCACCAUGGCGACAUGCACUCAGGACACUUCGUAACAUACCGCCGUAGCCCUUCCUCACCUUGUAGUUCCUCACCCUUUAGCUCCCAGUGGCUCUGGGUGUCAGAUGACUCGGUGCGCAAAGCUAGCCUACAGGAGGCAUUGUCCUCCAAUGCUUACCUGCUUUUCUAUGAGAGAGUCCAAAGAUUCAGUCCAGCUUGUUUUCCAAAGGAGUAGGAUGAAACCACAGGUUUUCAUCCUAGAGUCUGACCACUCUUCCUCUUCUUCACUCAUAUCGCCCGCACCGAAUGUGCCAGUUACAUGGUCAUCACCAGUGAUUCUUACUUUGUGACAUUGAGAUCUUUGAGGAGAACCAAUGAGUUGUUAUCAUAGAGACUGUAUUGUAUCAUGUUCAGUGAAGGUCAGCCUUUAGCCUCUUCUGUGCUGACAUUAAAUCAUGAAUGGAAACUAUGGCUGUUUCUCAGACCUAGAGUACGCGGCAUACUUGAUCCCAAAGAUAGUGAACGUGCAAGAUUAUAUGUUAACAUCUUUCAUCAUGAAAGAUAAUUUUCUCUUUGGCCUGUGUGUGACUGUUUCAACCAUAUAAUAUUUAGGAUUUUACAUCAAGAGGAAAAGAAAGUAGUCUCUGUUCAUUGGGUCAGAUUUGAUAUUUUUCCUCCUUUCUUGUCCUCCUUAAUUUGCCUCAUCAUUCCAAAAUGGCAGUUUUGUAAUUGAAAUAAUGUCUUAGUUGACAUUGUUCAUAAGCUGCUCAAUUUGAUAUUUUUCUGUGUUUUGAAGAAAUCAAUUAUACUUUCAUUAUUUGCAUAACUGCACAGUUGAGGUCAAACUGCCAUCUUGUCAUCAAUGUUCAAGAUUUUGAACACAUUAAACCAUGUGUUACAACUCUUAACAUGAAUACAUGCUACGUUUUAUACCCCAGAAUGCCAAUGUUGACAUCACUGGGGAAUGAGUGUGAACAGUCAUGAGUCCAAGAAGACAUUUAACUGAUGGUUAACAUUGCCUAAUUGCUAUUGUCUACAUCCCUCGGCAUUUUAAAUCAUGGAAGCCAGAGUAUAAUUGCACAUAGUGGCAUGAUGUAAUGCAAAAUACAAUAUCCACUUAUGUGUAAUAGAUACUGCCAUUUCACUUCCUUGUCAAAAAUAAGGAAAAUUAGGAUAUGGCCUGGUGCAAACCUCAUGUUAAUGUCUGCCAAUCAAUUUGCACUAAUGUAUAUUUAUGUGAGAUUGUGUGCGUUUGUGUGAGAUCUGUAAAGUACUUGAUUGUUUUCAGAUUUCAGUCAUUAAAAAAAAAAAGCA
This is a messenger RNA of Lampris incognitus (smalleye Pacific opah), 2591 nucleotides long. It is a transcript of the gene usp30, whose product is annotated as ubiquitin specific peptidase 30. Gene Ontology annotation, cellular component: nucleus; cytosol. The coding region runs from base 1 to 1512 and encodes 503 amino acids. Gene Ontology annotation, biological process: protein deubiquitination. Gene Ontology annotation, molecular function: cysteine-type deubiquitinase activity; cysteine-type endopeptidase activity. The transcript is spliced from 13 exons. The record is from RefSeq and is a predicted model, not a curated record. NCBI's taxonomy places the organism in Eukaryota, Metazoa, Chordata, Actinopteri, Lampriformes, Lampridae.